UUUUUCUUUUCUUUUCUUUUCUUUUCUUCCUCUCUCCUCUUCUCUCAUCUUCUCUCGUGUUCUCCGUCGAGGAGAAACAUCGACGGCGACGGAGCUUCGUCUUGGAGGAAGAGCGGCGCCGCCUCGUUUCGUCACGCUUCGCCGCCUCGUUUCGUCACGCUUCGCCUCGUUUCGUCACGCUUCGCCUCAGAAAAGAAGAAAGACAUGGAUGCAACUUCACCACCAGCACUACCAGAUGACGUCAUAGAAUAAAUCUUAUUGAGACUUAGGGUGAAAGAACUAAUCCGACUCAAGUGUCUUUCAAAACAAUGGAAAUCGAGGAUCGAGUCUCGCAGUUCCAUUGUACGAUUCCACUUGGACCGCCCAUCACUCAUCUUGAUGCUGCGUAUCUUUAUCCGUUUAGUAAAACACGUCUUCAAGUGUCUCCACGUGUCCUCCAAGUCUGCUUUUACUUUAAUGUUUUCUUCUACAUAUCAAAUUUAAACAAAAAGACUGAAACUUUUACCUGAGGGGUUUUACCACUACCAGUCUCUCCAACGAGAAUUAGUGUUUGGUUGUCGUUAAAGAUUAUGAGAAAUCCCCUUUCUGCUGCCACACUGGUAGAGUCCUUCGUUUCUCAAGUAUCUGGUAGUACUGGCGAAUAAGGCUUUCCGUUCCAUUUAUUGAUUCCACUGCCAAUAUCGGAGCUGAAGGCUCGUCCACCAUAUCGAAUAAGCGCUGACUUUCCUCUUUCUCUCGAUACGUCAAAGAAGAGGGGAUGCAAGAGAAGAACGAUGAAAGGCAACCGUUUGCUAAAGUUUGGCUUGACGGUGGCUAAAAUUCUUAUGGAAUUUUAAUCUAGCCCCAAAUCUUUAUGUAUAUUCUUUAUCCGCUCAAAUUAUUUGGAAGGCAAACCUAGGACCCGUUUUAGUGGGCUGAUAGUGGGCCCGUCUUUUAUUUACGAGGCCUGGUUCAAUAGCUAAUGAAAUAUAACACCAAAGUUACUUGGUUACCUUUGUGCAUCUGUUUAGUAGAGGGUAAUUUUCAAAAACCAGAAAAAGAAGUGUAUUUUUCAAAUUCUAUUUUGAAUUUUGUUGUAUAAAAAGAAUAUUUAUUUUCAUAUAUGCUAUUUAUAUCAUUAUUAUGUAAAAUUAAGCAUACAAAAUCAGUUGUUACAAAAAAAAAAAAAAAAAAAAGCAUACAAAAUCAGUUAUAAUUUCUUUGUAACUAAGUCUUAAUAUUUGUCAAAAUAAUUAAUGUGAGAAUUAAUUCUCAAAUCUUUAUUUUUAGGGUUCUUGUCGACCAUAUCACAAUACUAAAAGGCCAAUAUGCUGAGUCUGUAGGUUGCCACGUCACCAAAAAUAAUCAGCCAAUCAGAACAUUUCGUUUGGACACGUCAGACAGGCUUAAGUUGCUUCUGAGCUUCACGUUUUCUUUUUAUUUGGAGUGGGCUUCUGGGCUUUGUUCGCAUCGUUUAUGGCCUUUAUUUUUUUUUCACCUUUCGCGUGAACCCGAUGAAGACGGAGGUCACGAGGAUUAGUCACGAGAGCUUCCCCUUUACCUUUUCGUCUUCUCCGCUUGAAACCCUAGAGUCCUCAAUCGAUCCACUUCUUCUCAAUCAAAACUCCUCUUCUUCUCAAUCAAUCAAUUUAUUCUUAAUGAUUUCGUUUCAGUUUCCUCUAUUCCUCAUCCUUUAAAUACUGAUUUACUUUCGUUUGAAAAAAAUCAAAACCCUUGAUCUGCUCUAACCUAGAUUCAUGGCGAUGAAACCGAAUGGGAAGUCAAUUGUCUCCUCUGGUUACGAUGAAAAAGUCAUGUUCUUCAAAGAUGUCUCGCCGGGUCACCACGAAGCUCAGUUGCGAUUUCGCCUCAUCCAUUUAUGGGAGGCUUGGAACCCAGUAAAGAAGACGCUUAUCGGCCUGGAGAUGAUACUCAUCGACGAACAGGGAGCUGUUAUUCAAGGAUUUAUUUUCCCAAGACGUAUUGAAAAAUACUUGCCUGACAUGAAGCAAGGAUCUGUUUACAAACUCAACAACUUCUAUGGAUCCAGAAACAAGUCUGUGUUUUGGGUUGCUGAUCAUACCGCAACCGUGUCUUUCUCAUGGGACUCAAAACUGUCGGUUCUUCAAGACUGUCGCACCCCUUUUGAUGAAGACAGUUUUCGGUUUCAUUCGUAUGAAGAGUUUCAAGCUAACUCUGAUCUCAAGGGAGAUCUCUACGGUAAGCUCUGUAAUUCCCCAUAGAAUUCUAUGCUGAUUACAAUUAUAUAGGUCUGAGGAACAAAGCAUGAAUUCCGCAUAUGUACGUGACUGUUAUUGCAUGAGUAAUAUUAUAAGAUAGUCACCGUUAUUACGUGAUUGUCCGCAUAUGUACAUUACUCUCCAUUCCAAAUAUAAAAAAAAAUGAUAGUA
Brassica napus (rape) is the source of this 2390-nucleotide messenger RNA. RefSeq lists its product as uncharacterized. NCBI's taxonomy places the organism in Eukaryota, Viridiplantae, Streptophyta, Magnoliopsida, Brassicales, Brassicaceae. The coding region runs from base 1737 to 2222 and encodes 161 amino acids. The transcript is spliced from 3 exons. The record is from RefSeq and is a predicted model, not a curated record.